CUGCACGCGUUUUCGACGUGACGUCGUCCGUGCGACCGUCACUUCCUCCACCAGCCUCCAACUGCUGCCUGUACACAAGCUGCCCUACACGCAAGGACCCAGCCGACACAAAUUCCGCGGCGCACAAUUGAGUGUUUGACACAUUCAACAUGGGCAUCAAACACCUCUUCCAACUCAUACAAGAGCAUGCGCCUGGCGCGGUCAAGACGGGUGAAAUCAAGAAUCAAUUCGGUCGUAAGGUUGCUAUCGAUGCAUCCAUGAGCAUAUACAGUUUUCUCAUCGCUGUACGAUCCGAUGGCCAGCAACUCAUGAGCGACACCGGCGAAACGACAUCACAUUUAAUGGGCCUUUUCUACCGUACACUCCGUAUGGUAGACAAUGGCAUCAAGCCACUCUACGUCUUCGAUGGCGCUCCACCAAAGCUCAAGUCCGGCGAGCUCGCCAAACGAUUCCAGCGUAAGACCGAGGCGCAGGCCGGCAUGGAAGAAGCAAAGGAGACAGGCACGGCAGAAGAUGUCGAGAAAUUUUCGCGAAGGACUGUCCGAGUCACCAGGGAGCACAACGCUGAAUGCCAACAGCUGCUUAAGUUCAUGGGCAUCCCCUUCAUCAUUGCGCCCACCGAAGCUGAGGCACAAUGUGCAGUGCUUGCAAGAGGCGGCAAGGUGUAUGCUGCAGCGUCAGAAGACAUGGACACAUUGACCUUCAAUACACCUAUUCUGUUAAGACACCUUACCUUUAGUGAGCAGCGCAAGGAGCCCAUCCUCGAGAUUCACCUUGACAAGGUGCUUGAGGGACUAGACAUGGAGUACAAGCAGUUCAUCGAUCUUUGCAUCUUGCUCGGCUGCGACUACCUCGACCCCAUCAAAGGCAUCGGCCCUAGUACCGCAUUGAAGAUGAUCCGCGAACACAAAGAUCUCGAAGGUGUCGUCGAGCAUAUCAAGACAAGCACCAAACUCACCAUCCCCGAAGAUUGGCCUUUUGCAGAUGCCCGCACUCUGUUCCUUGAGCCUGACGUACGAUCCGCCGAUGCGCCCGAGUGCGACUUCAAGUGGGAAGCUCCUGAUGUCGAAGGUCUUGUCAAAUUCCUCGUCGAGGAGAAGCACUUCAACGAGGACCGAGUGCGCAAUGGCGCCGCGAAACUACAAAAGAACAUGAAGACUGCACAGCAAAGCAGACUGGAGGGUUUCUUCAAGCCGGUCGAGAAGACUGCUGAAGAGAAGGCGAGCCUAAAGCGAAAGGCUGAUGAGAAGCUUGAGGCGAAGAAAAAGAAGCAGAAAGAAGACGCAAAGGCCAAGAAGCAGGCCAAAGCAAAGCCCAAGGGUGCUGCUUGAGACUGAGACACUGUCUUGGUCAACCAAUUUGCUAUGACUAUGAGCUCCACUUCUUUUACGGAUUCGAUGACAAAACUGGAAGCUGGCGUUUGGGAUUUCACUCUCGUACCGGCUAUAGGAUCGAGUGAGCGUACACGCGAGUGCCCGAGGUGCGUAUUACAGCACCACUGAUGUUAUUGCGAGAUUACGCACCCGCAUAGUAACUCCAAGAGAUACCAACAGUAAACAACUGCCCAAAGUGAACCUGGGCAGAUAUGCUAGUCAAAACACAAUGCCAUUCUGACAU
This is a messenger RNA of Boeremia exigua, 1617 nucleotides long. Its product is annotated as flap endonuclease 1. Bases 150 to 1331 code for a protein of 393 amino acids. The record is from RefSeq and is a predicted model, not a curated record. Lineage: Eukaryota; Fungi; Ascomycota; Dothideomycetes; Pleosporales; Didymellaceae. The transcript is spliced from 4 exons. Gene Ontology annotation, molecular function: 5'-3' exonuclease activity; 5'-flap endonuclease activity; DNA binding. Gene Ontology annotation, cellular component: cytoplasm; nucleus.